GAUGUUACCACUGACUUGCACUGCUUAUACAUGUGAAACGUCAAGGCACAUUUCAAUGACUUUAUGAACCCAAUGAAUAUAUACAUAUUAUGCUGUGAAUUCAUCUAGCGUGACUUUUGGUUUCCAUAAAGACUUGAAUUUCAUAUAACUAAGUAAUAAUGAGUUUUGGUUUACCACCACUUGUUCCAAAACCUACUGUAAACGAUCAGUUCAAUGUUCAUGAUGACAAUUAUGGUAUACCUAAUCCAAUGGUUUCAGGAUUAACAGCAUCUAGGCAGCACAUAGGUUAUGCACAUCCAUUGGAAGCAUCUGAGAGAAGUUAUGAGAAAAAUCGUACUCGCAUGAACAUGGUGUUAUUAAGAAACACACAAGGAUUACAUGCUCCAAUGCGUCUAGCAAUGGAAUUAAAAGCUACUGAAAAAAUUGGAAGACUUCCAUUUCUUCCAUCAUCACACAUGAUGAAAGAUGUGUUACUUGGAAAGGAUGAAGAAAUAGGGUUUGAAGACAUAUUAAACAUACCUGAAUUUAAAGAACAAAUGGGGCAACCACAUGCUGUUGUUGAAAAAAGUCUUGGAAUAUUAUAAACACGGAUAUUUCUAUUUCUAAUGAGUUUGGCUUUGUAUUAUUGAAUAUCUUAAGUAACAAUAAAUGUUUGGUUCUUAUAAUUAGGUAAUUUAUUUUAAAUAGCUAGAUUUAUUUAAGUGAAAAAUUAAAUUUCAUUACAUAUAUAUCUAACCAUAUGAGAUGAUUUAUCCUGCUAUUACAUAUUUUCUUAACUUCUUGAAUUCCAACACGUAAUUCGUUAUCUUUCGUAUCUUGCAAACGCGUUUGAAUUGAUGUAAGAAUUGUUUACACUUUAUUUUCUUGCAUAUGUAUUACAAAAGGAAUAUGAAACUUUUUCUUGUAUCUGAAAUAGUAAAUACACAUAUAACUCUACA
Messenger RNA from Bombus impatiens (common eastern bumble bee), 938 nucleotides. It is a transcript of the gene Pomp, whose product is annotated as proteasome maturation protein. Bases 159 to 584 code for a protein of 141 amino acids. Gene Ontology annotation, biological process: proteasome assembly. NCBI's taxonomy places the organism in Eukaryota, Metazoa, Arthropoda, Insecta, Hymenoptera, Apidae. Gene Ontology annotation, cellular component: cytoplasm; nucleus. The transcript has 5 exons. The record is from RefSeq and is a predicted model, not a curated record.